Funneliformis geosporum is the source of this 251-nucleotide messenger RNA. Lineage: Eukaryota; Fungi; Glomeromycota; Glomeromycetes; Glomerales; Glomeraceae. The record is from the annotation of a GenBank genome assembly.
ACUUAUCUAAAUAUAUCAACUUAUCAAUAAUAAUUCAACCUCAAAAUCAAUCCAGCAUAACUAGACUAACAAAAACUAUAACUAUUAGUAAGAGUUCUCAAACUGAAUCUUUGUAUGAGGAUGAUGAUGGAAAUUCUACCUACAAUGAUUAUCAACUGGAUGACAUUAUUAUAAUUAAUAUCACCUCUAGUAGUAGCAGGACUGUUAAUCUCUUAACAGAUUUCAAUACUUAUAGUAAUUCUGAAGAAUAA